Molecule: messenger RNA, 744 nt
Organism: Cucurbita pepo subsp. pepo (vegetable marrow)
Lineage: Eukaryota; Viridiplantae; Streptophyta; Magnoliopsida; Cucurbitales; Cucurbitaceae
Source: RefSeq, a predicted model, not a curated record
AUGGCGUCGUUGGUGGAUUCUUCUAGUUGGAGCCUCGUCGCCGCGAAACCUACGUCUUUCAAGCUCAAGGAUUUUCUUCUUCAAGACGAUUUCAGCUCUUGCUCCUCUAAUGGCUUCCGAUCGUUUCCACGAAGCCAAUGCUGCACCACAACCGUCCGAUUUCUCCUCAACAACGAUUUCAAACGGACAGAUUCUUCCGUAACGAAAUCAUUACCUCCUCCAACUGCCUCCACCAGAAUCGCUCUCCCCGCGGUCUCCACUUUGCAAAAGGCGUCCAACGCUGUUGUCAGAGCAUUUAAGCAGUUUCCGUUGCGCAGGAGUAUUUCGCGGAAACUGAUUCUCAUAUCCUUUUGGAAGAAAUCGAAUGUCGUUGAUUCCAACGCCAAACGCUGGAAAUCGUUUCGGGAAUUUCUCGAUGAGAAAGAACCGCCGUCGUCGUCGUCUGACCACGAUCACGCCGAUUCCGCCGAUUCCUCGGUCAUUGCUGUCGCUGCAAGAAACUCGAUCUGUAGCUGUAGUAAUAGCAUCAGUUGGACGGAGAGCGAAUUUACAUCGGAGAUGAUUCCGUCGUCUUCGAGCGGUAAUUUCGACAGUUGCAGCGAAAUCGACGCCGCCAAGGACGAGAAGGAUUCGCCUGGUAAUCUCAUAGCCAAAACAGAUGGCAUAGCGUUGGGAAAAGAUUGCAUUGAAGAAACAACCGCCGCCGCCGCCACCACCGCCGCCUACCCGGAGAAAGCUAUUAAG